Messenger RNA from Actinia tenebrosa (Australian red waratah sea anemone), 846 nucleotides. RefSeq lists its product as uncharacterized. The record is from RefSeq and is a predicted model, not a curated record. NCBI's taxonomy places the organism in Eukaryota, Metazoa, Cnidaria, Anthozoa, Actiniaria, Actiniidae.
AUAUGUUAAUUCCCGACUUACAUUCGUCUUCAAAACAGACACUUUCAGUGUCGUCACACAACGCUUUCUCCCUUAUUUGACAGUUCCUCCUAAACAAAAGACAGAGAGAAACCUAGAGACACUAUUGCAAGGAAAAAAUUCUUGUCCUCAAAAGCUACCUUCUUGUUUUUGCAUUGCCAAGAUGGAACGUUAUGUCAUCUUUUUUUGGUCUAUGUUAGUAGCAGUGAAGGGUGAAUUCUGUGGAAAACUUGGAGAUAAGGAAUUUUACUGCGAAGAAGGACACUGCUGUGGGGACAUGAAAUGUUGUACAUAUUACCAAUAUUAUGAGAUGUGGUGGUUUUGGCUCCUCUGGGUUAUCAUCAUAUUACUUGGAUGUACAUGUGUAUAUUAUAAAAGACAUUACGCUGGACCUUAUUCUCGAAUGAGCAAUUACUGGUAUGCUAUGAUGAAUGUACGACCUGCACAAACUACUAAUCAGCCUGGGAUUACUCAAUUUAAACUGCCAACAUACGAAGAAGUGAUUCAAAUGUCCCAAUUGGGUCCGCCAGAAGAUCAUGAAGGAGCACCACCUCCGUACGGAGACUUCACAGAACAACAAAACAACAACAGUAGAGAUGGUUUUACUGUGAAUUCACAGCUGUUACAGGAAGCAAGUGUUAGAGGCCCUAUAGAAGACAUUCCACCAGAAUACACUCCUGGAGUAGUUCCAAAUAAAAAUACAUAAAAACUAAUUUGUAUACAAAUUGGAAAAAAUAUCGUUAGCUUAAAGUCACAGAGUACAUACUAUAGUAGUAAAUAUUACGUUUGUACAUUUGUAGAAAAUAAAACAUCACUUUUUAUUAUUAA